Molecule: messenger RNA, 873 nt
Organism: Cryphonectria parasitica EP155
Lineage: Eukaryota; Fungi; Ascomycota; Sordariomycetes; Diaporthales; Cryphonectriaceae
Exons: 2
Coding region: 1-873 (290 amino acids)
Source: RefSeq, a predicted model, not a curated record
AUGCCAAGGACCAGCUCCUUGCUCGGCAUCAGGUUCCUCCUGAACACGACAUCCGCAGCCAAGACCACACAGCACUUGGCUGCUGAAAGCGCCCAGAACUCCCCGUCAAGCGACGUAAUCGAUCACAUAUCCCAGGUGGCUUUCGAAAUCAUUUCUCAUCCCUCGAUUCUUAUCACUGCUCGGGUCUUGGAAGCUUACGUCGUCAUACAAGCACGACUUGGCAGAGUAGAGACCCUCCCGUACGUUCUCAGCUUGUACGCCACCAAACCCAGGCCCAACGGCAAGUCUGGCUCUGUCGAGUACGUGCAGCAGGCCCCAGAUAAAGCGGCAAAUGCUGUCGAUCCUACUAUCGUCGAGAAGGCGCUGGACGCAGCGAUCGAAGCCAAGAACCUGGACGCGGCCAUCGGCGUCAUUGAGAACACGUACGCCACCAAGGCAUUCAUCAGACAGAAAGUUUUGAGGAGAGGUCUCCUCCCUGUCUCGGCCGCUGCCACUGCUCCGUUGGCGGUGUAUCUUGUGGCCUCAAACCUCGCUCACCUGCAGACUUCUUUUGACCAGGGGACGGCGACCGCUGUGGCGACUGCUGGCAUACUGGCGUACGUUGGCUUCACGGGGUCCAUGGGCCUCCUGGCUAUUCUCACACAGAACGACCACAUGAAGCGUGUGACAUGGGCUCCAGGAAUUACAUUGAGGGAACGCUGGCUGCAUGAGGAAGAGCGCGCGGCACUCGACAAAGUUGCGUGCUCCUUUGGCUUCUCUCAGAUGCAACGGUUCGGCGAGGAGGAGGGGGCCGAAUUCCAGGCCCUGCGCCAGUUUGUCCUGAGGAAAGGGAUGGUCCUGGACCGCGUCGAAUUGAUGGAAGGAAUGAGUUGA